AUGCCGCUCGCGCGGUCGGUCGCGCGCGCGCACGGUGUUGCGAGCGCGCGAAUCCAUCGAGGUCGCCGCCGAGCGAGCGGCCGACGCCCGAGCGCGCCCUCGCGAGGGUCGAGCGCGAUCACGCGAGCGACGGAGGUUCCGGAAUUUUUGAUCAAAAAGCUCGAGGCGACGGCGAAGACGCACGCCGAGCUGAACGAGCGCAUGGCGGACCCGGAGGUGACGAGUGAUCCGAAGGAGUUUCAACGCCUGAGCAAGGCGUGCGGGGAGCUCAACUACGUCGUGGACUUGUACGCGCGGUACAGGGCGUGCGUCGAUGAGAUCGAGGAGGCGCGAGCGAUGGUGAAGGACGCGGCUGGGGAUGAAGAGAUGGUGGCCAUGGCGCGAGAGGAGAUCGAUGCGCUGACGGAGGAGAGCGAUAAGCUCGUGGAGGACAUGACUUUGGCGCUGCUGCCAAAGGACCCUCUGGACGAGAAGAAUAUCAUGCUCGAGAUUCGCGCGGGCACGGGCGGGGACGAGGCGGGGAUCUGGGCGGGGGAUUUAUAUCGCAUGUACAUGCGCUUCGCCGAGCGUGAGGGAUGGCAGGCGACGGUAGUGACGAGUAACACCGCGGAUGCGGGCGGGUUCAAGGAAAUAGUUGCCGAAAUCAAGGGUGCUGAUGUGUACAGCAACCUCAAGUGGGAAGCGGGCGUGCACCGAGUACAGCGCGUUCCGGCCACGGAAACGCAGGGGCGCAUCCAAACCUCGACGGCCACCGUAGCGAUCAUGCCCGAGGUGGACGAAGUUGAAGUGCAAAUCGACGAGAAGGACUUGGAUAUCUCCACCGCGAGAAGCGGCGGCGCUGGCGGCCAAAACGUCAAUAAGGUUGAAACUGCGAUCGAUUUGAUGCACAAGCCCACCGGUAUUCGCGUUUUCUGCACCGAAGAACGCACACAACUUAAGAAUCGCAUUCGUGCGAUGCAGAUCCUCCGCGCCAAGCUGUUCGAAAUCCAGCUUGAGGAGCAGCAAAAGGCAAUCUCUGACAAGCGGAAAUCACAGGUUGGCUCGGGAAGCCGCUCUGAGAAGAUUAGAACUUACAACUGGAAGGAUAGCCGUGUUUCCGACCACCGUAUUGGCACCAACUUCCCGCUUCAGACGUUCUUGGACGGUGACAUCAAGGGCGCGAUCGGGGCCAUGCAAGCUUUGGAGCAGCAAGAGAAAUUGGCCGAGCUCAACUCGGAAAUGGAGAAGUAA
Molecule: messenger RNA, 1230 nt
Organism: Ostreococcus tauri
Lineage: Eukaryota; Viridiplantae; Chlorophyta; Mamiellophyceae; Mamiellales; Bathycoccaceae
Product: Peptide chain release factor
Exons: 1
Coding region: 1-1230 (409 amino acids)
Biological process (GO): thylakoid membrane organization; plastid translation; translational termination
Cellular component (GO): chloroplast
Molecular function (GO): translation release factor activity, codon specific
Source: RefSeq, a predicted model, not a curated record